Harpia harpyja (harpy eagle) is the source of this 1512-nucleotide messenger RNA. RefSeq names its product electron transfer flavoprotein subunit alpha (gene ETFA). Bases 416 to 1441 code for a protein of 341 amino acids. Gene Ontology annotation, molecular function: flavin adenine dinucleotide binding; electron transfer activity. Gene Ontology annotation, cellular component: mitochondrion. NCBI's taxonomy places the organism in Eukaryota, Metazoa, Chordata, Aves, Accipitriformes, Accipitridae. The record is from RefSeq and is a predicted model, not a curated record. The transcript is spliced from 12 exons.
UAAAUGCAGAAAGACCAAGACAUAAAAGUAGAAUUUCGGAAAAGGAAAUAAAAGCAGAAACACAGAAACACUAAAACAGAAGCUGAGGAAAAAGUUAAAGGAAGAAAAAGAAAUAAAAACGGAAUGACGGAAAGAGAAACAAAACCCGCGAAAACCCAGAAAGACACAGUUAAAAUGGGAACACGGACAAAUGAAAACAGCAAGAGACAAGGAAUCAGAGAGACGGAAAGAGCAAUAAACCCAAACAAAAACAGAAGAACAGAAAGAGAAAGAAAUAAAUGAAAACGGAAAGAGAAAUUUUAAAAAAAAGGAAGACAAACCGAAACACGGAAAGAGAGAAAGAAAGAAAAACGGUAACGCGGGCAGGGAAAGAGGGAAGGAAAGAAAGACAACGCAGAGGCAAGGAGAGAAACAAAUGGAAACGGCAGAAAGACACGAGAUCGGCAGCGCCGAGAGCCGAAAGGACAGGCAUUCGGCAUUGCUGCUCCGGAGGUUUCAGAGUACAUUAGUCAUAGCAGAACACAACAAUGAGACUCUUACACCCAUUACACUAAAUACUAUCACUGCAGCAAAACGUCUUGGAGGUGAAGUUUCUUGUUUAGUAGCUGGUACCAGCUGUGACAAGGUAGCACAAGAACUCAGCAAAGUGCAGGGUGUUGCAAAAGUUCUAGUGGCUCAGCAUGAUGUAUACAAGGGAUUUCUAGCAGAGGAGUUGACUCCCUUGAUUUUGGAAACUCAUAAAAAAUUCAGUUACACCCACAUUUGCGCUGGAGCAUCUGCCUUUGGGAAGAAUCUUAUUCCCAGAGUGGCUGGUAAACUUGAUGUUGCCCCUGUUUCUGACAUUAUUGAAAUUCAGUCACCAGACACUUUUGUGAGAACUAUCUAUGCAGGAAAUAUUCUUUGCACUGUGCAAUGUGAUGAAGCGAUUAAAGUAUUUACUGUACGAGGAACUUCUUUUGAGGCUGCACCAACAAGUGGUGGUAGUGCCAGUUUAGAAAAGUUAACCCCUCCGCCGCCUGUUGGUAUCUCUGAAUGGAUUGAGCAGAAGUUGACAAAAAGCGAUCGACCAGAGCUUACUAGCGCAAAAGUGGUUGUAUCGGGUGGGAGAGGCUUGAAGAGCGGUGAAAAUUUUAAGUUGUUAUAUGAUCUUGCGGAUCAAUUGCAUGCUGCAGUUGGAGCUUCCCGUGCAGCUGUUGAUGCUGGCUUUGUUCCUAAUGACAUGCAAGUUGGACAGACAGGCAAAAUAGUAGCACCAGAACUUUAUAUUGCCGUGGGAAUAUCUGGAGCAAUUCAACACUUGGCUGGAAUGAAAGACAGCAAGACCAUUGUUGCUAUUAACAAGGAUCCAGAAGCUCCAAUUUUCCAAGUGGCAGACUACGGACUGGUGGCAGACUUAUUUCAGGCAGUGCCGGAGAUGACAGAGCUCCUGAAGAAGAAGUGAGUGAUGGUGACGGACUCUGCACUGCACCUGGGGUGUGGAAUGAGGGCAAAUAAAGGAUUGGCCUGGAAAGA